AUGAGAGAUCCAGUUGACACAGCGGCUGCCAUGGCUCAUCAUCCUUUCCAAGCUCACAGACCGGGUGCUGUGCCUCUGUCAGCCUUCUAUACCACCACACAGCAGUCGCUUUUCCCCGCCAUGACGUACCCAGAUGUCGCCUCCAUGUCCGAGCCUCUCCCGGAGCAGGCUCCGUCUGACGCGGGGCUGCACGCGGCUCUGGGACGCCCACGUCAGCCGUCAGUCCACCCGCAGUCCUUUAAGAGUCUGCAGCCAGAGGAAGGACAGGAUGACGACCCUAAAGUCACGCUGGACUCACAGAAUUUAUGGAAUGAAUUUCACAAAAGGGGAACUGAGAUGGUGAUUACAAAAUCAGGAAGGAGGAUGUUCCCCCCUUUCAAAGUGCGUGUGGAAGGUCUAAAUGAAACCGCGAAGUACAUUUUGCUCAUGGAUAUUGUGGCCGUGGAUGACUGCCGAUACAAGUUCCACAACUCUCGCUGGAUGGUGGCUGGAAAAGCUGACCCGGAGAUGCCAAAGCGCAUGUACAUCCAUCCUGACAGUCCGUCCAAAGGGGAGCAGUGGAUGAGCAAGCCUGUGGCUUUUCAUAAACUCAAGCUCACCAACAAUAUAUCAGAUAAACAUGGAUUUACUAUUUUGAACUCCAUGCAUAAAUACCAGCCGAGAUUUCAUAUUGUGCGAGCAAACGACAUAAUGAAGCUUCCUUACAGCACCUUUCGGACUUACGUUUUCUCUGAAACGGAGUUCAUAGCUGUCACCGCUUAUCAGAAUGAAAAGAUAACACAGCUUAAAAUUGACAACAACCCCUUUGCCAAAGGCUUCAGGGACACUGGGAAUGGGAGGCGUGAAAAGAGGAGUAAGCAGUUCAACAUUUACCCGCUGCAUGACGCCCAGAUCAAAGCAGACCAUGACGGUGCUGAAUCUGAUGACUCCCGUGGCCCACCCAGUACCAGAGAUCAGUUCCACUCCCCUGGUGAGCUGGUGAGAAGCCCCCUGAUAUCUACGCCAACACGUCAAGAUGACAACAAUAUUGGAACAGAUUCAGAUAUGGACCAUCGAGAUGAGGACACUCCUGAGGCCAACUGUUCAAGGACUGAACCUGUGUCUUUUUUGAGUCAGAAAAGUGAGGGGAUGCUGAGGAACAAGCCUGCUGUCAGUAAGAGCACCAGCAGUGAGGACGCCAUAAAAGAAAGAACACUUUUCAGAACAUCAGACGGUCUUUCCUCUAAAGAAACCGAGUCUUCAAUAAAGCACACGAGUGAAAACAAAGAUGGCUUCCAGCCCAUGCUGUCACAGAACCCGUCACCCCUCAGCACCGCACACCGUCAGGCUUUGGAUUUCUCCAGUGUGCACAGGCAGCAGUUUCUUAAGCUCAGUGCUCCUUUGUUGCUUCAUCCUGGACAGUUAUCGCUGAAGCCAGAGGCUUUUCCCACCACAGGGAUGGGACAUCUGUUUCCUUCUUUGCCUGGAGUGAAUAAUGCAGACAAUGGAGGCCUUUCUUCUCAAAGCAUCACCUCUGCAUCUCCCUUCAUGUUUCACCUGUCGCAGCACAUGCUGGCAUCUCAGGGAAUCCCGCUGUCACCCUUCGGAGGUUUGCUCUCCUAUCCGUACCGCUACAUGGCAGCACCCACUUCUGUCGCUCCCGCUCUCCCCACCUGCUUUCCGACCUCCACGCUGACCAGAAACCACUGUUUCCGCAGCCACCAGCCCUGGUUACGAUUCAGCCCUUACCCGAUCCCCACCUCCAUCACCUCAUGCCAAAACCUGUUUACAACUGGGUCGCCUGUGAGUUCAAACUCCCAGUCUGAGCUGUCACAAUAUGGAAGCAGGGAGUCCAGUCCAGAGUCUGACAACCACAGUUACAGAGCUAAGGCCAAGCUGAAGACGGCCCCGAUUAAAGCAAUUAUUAAAGAGUCGGUUAAGGAACUGCAGAACCUACAGGAUCAGCCUAGAGAACUUGGUAAACCACUUCCUUCACAAUAG
Messenger RNA from Cheilinus undulatus (humphead wrasse), 1980 nucleotides. RefSeq names its product T-box transcription factor TBX2b-like. Gene Ontology annotation, cellular component: nucleus. The record is from RefSeq and is a predicted model, not a curated record. The coding region runs from base 1 to 1980 and encodes 659 amino acids. Gene Ontology annotation, biological process: positive regulation of DNA-templated transcription; cell fate specification; regulation of transcription by RNA polymerase II. NCBI's taxonomy places the organism in Eukaryota, Metazoa, Chordata, Actinopteri, Labriformes, Labridae. Gene Ontology annotation, molecular function: DNA-binding transcription factor activity, RNA polymerase II-specific; RNA polymerase II cis-regulatory region sequence-specific DNA binding. The transcript has 7 exons.